Erpetoichthys calabaricus (reedfish) is the source of this 2544-nucleotide messenger RNA. RefSeq names its product cytochrome P450 2B1-like. The transcript is spliced from 9 exons. Gene Ontology annotation, cellular component: intracellular membrane-bounded organelle; cytoplasm. The record is from RefSeq and is a predicted model, not a curated record. Lineage: Eukaryota; Metazoa; Chordata; Cladistia; Polypteriformes; Polypteridae. Bases 50 to 1528 code for a protein of 492 amino acids. Gene Ontology annotation, molecular function: heme binding; iron ion binding; oxidoreductase activity, acting on paired donors, with incorporation or reduction of molecular oxygen, reduced flavin or flavoprotein as one donor, and incorporation of one atom of oxygen. Gene Ontology annotation, biological process: xenobiotic metabolic process.
AUUUUCUCUCUCUCUCUCUCUUCAUAACUACUGGCUUCAACGCUCGAGUAUGGAGCUCUUUUGGACACUGGUUCUAUCCACGAUCGUUGUGGGUCUUUUGCUGUUGUUACUUCAUGAACACUCGUCUCGGAACACGACGAUGCCUCCCGGUCCGACCCCACUGCCUUUUAUCGGGAACAUGCUGCAGCUGAACUCAAAAGCACUCCACGAGAGUUUUAUGGAGCUGAAUGAGAAGUAUGGACCUGUGAUGACGGUGCAUCUGGGCCCGAAACCCCUCGUGGUUCUUGUCGGGUUCGAAGUGGUUCAUGAAGCGCUGGUUCAACAGGCUGACGCGUUUGCUGGGAGAGCGAUGUCGCCUUUGAUUAAGGAGCUCAGUCUUGACUUCGGCUUGGUGCAAAGCAAUGGAGAACGCUGGAAACAACUCCGUCGCUUCUCUCUGUCCACCUUGAGAGAUUUUGGAAUGGGACGGAGCAGGAUUGAGGAGUGGAUCCAAGAAGAGGUUAAAUAUCUCACUGAGGAAUUCAGAAAAACCAAAGGUUCUCCAUGUGAACCCACCCUCUUUUUGAGCCGGGCGGUGUCCAAUGUUAUCUGCUCCAUUGUAUUUGGCCAGCGGUUUGAUUACCAAGAUGAAAACUUUGUCAAACUCCUGACUUUGGUUGAUGAAAAUCUACAUUUGUUCAGCAAACCCAUUUCACUGCUGUAUAACAUAUUUCCGGCACUCAUUAAAUUAAUACCUGGACAUUUCAACAAGAUACUCAAGAACGUGAAUGAAAUAAAACAAUUUACUUCAGCAAUGAUCGAGGAACAUAAAGCAACGCUGGUUAGUGACAGUCCUCGGGAUUUCAUAGACAGCUUCCUCAUCAAAAUGAAACAGGAAAGCAACAAUCCAGAUACAGAGUUCAACUAUGACAACUUAAACAUCACAAUUUUAGAUCUAUUUACGGCGGGAACGGAGACCACCAGCACCACACUGCGAUAUGGGCUACUGAUCCUCAUGAAAUACCCCCACAUCCAAGAAAAGGUCCAGAAAGAGAUUGACAUGGUGAUCGGUCGAGACCGUGCCCCUGCCAUGGAGGACCGAAGGAAGAUGCCCUACACUGAUGCUGUACUCCACGAAAUCCAGAGGUUCAUUGAUCUGCUCCCCUUAAAUGUUUUACAUAUGACAACAAAGGACACUGUCAUCAGGGGCUACACAAUUCCAGCGGGUACAAUGGUGGCUCCCAUGCUUCACUCUGUGAUGUUUGCAAAAACAAAUUGGGCAACCCCAGAUACCUUCAACCCCAGUCACUUCCUGGAUGAAAAUGGCUGCUUCAAAAUGAAUUCCUCUUUCAUGCCCUUUUCUACAGGAAAGCGCAAAUGUGCAGGUGAAGGUCUAGCCAUGAUGGAGCUCAUCUUGUUUUUCUCAACCCUCUUGCAGAACUUCACGUUUCGCCCAACAGAGGAUCCUGCUAAUAUCAACUUAUCACCAGAUUCCAAGUUAAUUUUUAAAAUUCUCAGGCCAUAUAAGUUUAUGGCCAUCCCACGAUAGCAAGACCGAAUAUAAAUCUAUUUGAACACAGAGCUAAGUAAAACACAAGAAGAGAUUAAACAAGGAAGCCAACGCAUACUCUAUGAAUGUUCUUAAUUUUAACACUUUUUCACUUUAUUAAUGUAAUGAGAAGUCAAGCCAAAUGACACCUUUGAUUGACUAACUAAAAACAUUACAAUAUUCAAGUUUUUGAAGCAACUUAGGCCCUUUCAUCAGGCAAGAUGUAAUCACAUUACAUUUAAUACAUUGUGUCUGAAGAAGGAGCCUGAGUAUCACUGAGCAAUCAAAAUAAUAAAUACAGUAAGGUGAGGACUCCACACAAAUAGUUUUUAUUGCUUUAAUGAAAAUUAUUCUUCCACCCACAUGUGUGCGAGCAUUACCCCUAUAUAUUUAAAAUGUACAACGUUAUGGCAAAUAUUCAGAUAAUCCUUUUAUAUUAUGUAUAGACCCUACAGGACACACUUUUCUGACUGUCUCAUUGUCUGUCAUUUCAUGAGAAAUACAGAGAGUUUGGAAGUGGUACUGCAUUGACAAGUGUCUCUUAUCAAAUGGUAAGCGUUAGAGGUAGGGGAAAAUUUGAUAUAGCACAGUGUUACAUUAUUUUUGUAGUGUCAAAUCACUGAUGGACUAAUGAAAAUUACUAGGAUUUAUUUUUUUAAUAGUGAAUCAUUUCAGGUAUAGGUGGGUAUAUAUCUGCACAUUACAUUGAUCACAUCUUGUCUGAAGAAGCGGUCUGUGUUGCCUUGAAAGCUUGCAUAUUGUAAUCUUUUUAGUUAGCCGAUAAAAAAAAAGGUGUCAUUUUGCUUGAUUUCUCAGUACAUCCAUAAUGGCUAACAUGGUACAACACCCUACUAUCACUUUAUUAAAUGAAUUCUCCUACAAUCACUCUUUCCCCUUUUGUUAAUCUUUUUUGCUUUAUAAUGUACUGUAAUGUAAUUUACUAUGAAAUAUACUAUAUAGAAUAUUCAUUAAUAGGAAUCUAAAUAAAAAAGGAUUUCCAUAUUUCAUCAUCACUA